Messenger RNA from Jaculus jaculus (lesser Egyptian jerboa), 2572 nucleotides. RefSeq names its product 15-hydroxyprostaglandin dehydrogenase (gene Hpgd). NCBI's taxonomy places the organism in Eukaryota, Metazoa, Chordata, Mammalia, Rodentia, Dipodidae. The record is from RefSeq and is a predicted model, not a curated record. Gene Ontology annotation, cellular component: cytoplasm. The coding region runs from base 221 to 1021 and encodes 266 amino acids. The transcript has 8 exons. Gene Ontology annotation, molecular function: oxidoreductase activity, acting on the CH-OH group of donors, NAD or NADP as acceptor.
CGCAUCUGAAACAUGAGGCCCAGGAAGAUUCUUAAAGUUCCAAGCCCUGAAAGAAUACGAUUCAGGGUUUUUGGAUCAGAGGAGAGUUCAGAUCUCACCUCCAAUAUCAGUAUAAAACUCUAGAGAGAGCUCGCUGCCCGGCCGCACAGGCGCGCGGGGGAGCGGGGGGCUUAAAAUCCGCCGCUGCUCGACCCGGACGCUCACUCACCCACCGCCAGCCAUGCACGUGAACGGCAAAGUGGCGCUGGUCACCGGCGCGGCGCAGGGCAUCGGCAGAGCCUUCGCUGAGGCCCUGCUGCACCAGGGCGCCAAGGUAGCGCUGGUGGACUGGAACCUUGAAGCAGGUGUCAAGUGUAAGGCGGCCCUGGAUGAGCAGUUCGAAUCUCAGAAGACUCUCUUCGUCCAGUGUGAUGUCGCUGACCAAGAACAGCUGAGAGAUACUUUUAGAAAAGUUGUUGAUCAUUUUGGAAGACUGGAUAUUUUGGUCAAUAAUGCCGGAGUGAAUAAUGAGAAAAACUGGGAAAAAACUCUGCAAAUUAAUUUGGUUUCUGUGAUUGGUGGAACCUAUCUUGGUUUGGAUUACAUGAGUAAGCAAAAUGGAGGUGAUGGUGGCAUCAUUAUCAAUAUGUCAUCUUUAGCAGGACUCAUGCCAGUUGCACAGCAGCCUGUGUACUGUGCGUCAAAGCAUGGCAUCAUUGGAUUCACGCGGUCAGCAGCGAUGGCUGCUAAUCUCAUGAACAGUGGUGUGAGACUGAAUGCUAUCUGUCCAGGCUUUGUCAACACACCCAUCCUGGAAUCCAUUGAAAAGGAAGAAAACAUGGGACAAUAUAUAGAAUACAAGGAUCAUAUUAAGGAAAUGAUGAAAUUCUAUGGAAUUUUAGACCCAUCAAUGAUUGCCAAUGGAUUGAUCACACUCAUUGAAGAUGAUGCCCUAAAUGGAGCUAUUAUGAAGAUCACAGCUUCUAAAGGAAUUCAUUUUCAAGACUAUGAUACAACUCCAUCUCUCACAAAAUCUCUGUGAACACCUUUGCACCAAUCAUAACAUAAGCACAAAUGACUUAAUAUUCAGACCAUUCCUUUACUUUAAUACAGCUUUUGAAAUGAAUUGUUACAAUCUGCAGCUUUCUUUCAUACAUCUGAUGUUAACGUUUUUCCUAAAUGACUAGUUAAAGAACUAAAUAAAAAUGUAUGAUGAUGUGCUAGUAAAACAUACAAUGCAAACCAAAACUAGGUUGUGACCUAUAUAGUCUAAGUGAUGAUUUAAACAAUGAAUAUUCAAGAAAUAUUCUGCUUUUCUGAAAAUGUAUUUAAAGCUGUGGUUCAUAAAUAUUAAUGUUUUUCAGAAAAUCAUCUUAAAGUAGAUACUUGAAUUGUUAUUUAAAUCAAAACAGAUGUACAAAUACUCACUUUAUUUCUAUAUUUGUACUUCAAAAGGGAAGAUACUUAACAAUGGCAGUUAUUUAGUAAUAACAUUUGUAUGCAUAUACAAUCUUUAAGCUAAAUAUGUCAACUCCUUGAAGAUGUGCAUAUUUGGAGGUCAGUAGUUAUGAAAUUAAUUCCAGUGUAACUAUAUUCCAAAUGAAAAUCCUGAUUAUGGAAAUAACAGAAUAUUGCUGAGACUGUUGGUUCCCUUUUCAGCCUCAAAACAAGGAAAAACAUUUGUUUCCUUUUUGCUUCUUAAUGUACAAAAUUUAAUUGACUCCAAAAAUCUCAGGAAUGAAACUUUUAACAGUUGUAGAUAAAAAGAAUUACUAAUACUCCUAAAACUUUAUAUGCAUUAUAUGCUUAUCAAGAAAUAAUGAAAAUGUAUUUUUCAGACUUCUUUGUUGUAUCAUUCUCAAAAGUACCCAUCUUUCAAUAAAACUCCUUUACUCUAAUUUCCAUUAGUCUUUGAUGUUUAGCUAUUGAGGUGAGGAAACAAUUUGCCAAAGUCAAAACUGUCUUUUGUACAUCUAUUGAAGUUCAUAACACAAAGCUAACAAUAACUUUGUUUUGCCCUUUUUUAUUUUUUAGAACAGAUUACUAAAUGAGCCUUUUUUGAAUACUUUUCUUUGCAAGCAGCAAUUAGUAUUAUAAUACCAGAAAAAGUACAAGGUUUCCAAAUCAAUCAUUUCCUCAAAAAAAAAUUGUAUAAGGAAUUCACUAUGCCUCUAAAAGUAAGCUCAUCACCGUGGAACAAUAUCCAACCAUGUGAAAUUGAUAAUUUCCAAGAGAUACUGGAGUAUUUGUAUACUUUGCAAUGUUUUAAGUCUUCUAUAGAGAACUGUUGACUUGAUUUUUAAGGAUAAAUUUUAAUAUGAAUGGCUGGAGUUUCACCCAAUCUAUUUGACAUGUACCAAAAAAGAAACACCAAUGAACAUCUGAUAGAGAUGAAUUAAAAUUGACAUGGACUUCAUUGACUAUUCUGACAGUGACCAACUAAUGAACAUUGUAGGUAUGUGCAGUAGGGCUUAGCUUACAUAUUCCCCCACCCCAUAAUAUAAAAUCAUAACUUAAACUUCUUAUUUAUGUAUAAGUUUUUGUACUGCAGAUAUUAAUGUAAAUUAUUAUUCAAAUUCAUUUUUCAGACCAA